Molecule: messenger RNA, 1713 nt
Organism: Phoenix dactylifera (date palm)
Lineage: Eukaryota; Viridiplantae; Streptophyta; Magnoliopsida; Arecales; Arecaceae
Product: peptide-N4-(N-acetyl-beta-glucosaminyl)asparagine amidase A-like
Source: RefSeq, a predicted model, not a curated record
AUGGCCACCUUUACGUAUGCCGUUGCAGGACCCGUCCCAAUUGUGUCAUUGAAGCACCUAGACCCCACCCUUCCGCCGGUCCUCGCCGGUCAAAAUCCAACUUGCUCCCUGCUAGUCCUCCAGAAAGACUUCGCCGACACAGUCGGCUCCCCGCCGGCGUCUGCCAACUACACCCAGCCCCGUGACUGCCCCUUCCCUUGGACCCGCGUCGUCCUCGAGCUCUCCGUCUCCGCCUCCGACCUCCAGAAGGACCGGGUCGCCGCCAUCUGGAUCGACGGCGCCGAGGUCCUCCGCACCGCCACACCGCGCCCCAUGGCCCCCGGCGCCUUCUGGCGUGUCCGCAAGGACAUUACCCGGUACGCCACCCUCCUCCGCCGCGUUGCCAGUGGCGGCGGCGGCGCCCUUUCCAUGAUGCUCGAAAACUCCAACGACAUCCUCCCCGGCGUCUUCUCCGCCAACGUCUCCCUCCAUUUCUACCGCGGCGCCCUCUCCCCCUCAUUCCGCCGCCUUGCCGCUGGCUUUGCCGCCCAUCCCUCCAUCAAAGGCCUUUACUCCGAGCCGGCCGACCUCAUCGUCCCCGUCUCCAAUCCCAACGGCUACUACCGCUCUGGCUUCUGGCUUCGAAUCGAUAACGAAACCCACGUCCCCUCCACCGCCAUCACCAUUCCGAGAAACACCUACCGGGCCGUUCUUGAGAUCUUCGUCUCCUACCACGGCGACGAUGAGUUCUGGUACACCAACCCGCUCCGCUCCGCCUACCGCCACCAGCCACUACCCUCCAACCUCUCCACCCCUCGGGCCAACGGCGGGUUCCGCCAGGUCUACGCCACCGUCGACGGCCGCUUCGUUGGCGGCCACAUCCCGUUCGCCGUACUCUACCCAAGCUCUAUCAAUCCGUACUUCUGGUCCCCUGUGGCCGCCAUCGGCGCCUUCGACAUGCCGUCCUACGACCUCGACUUGACGCCCUUCCUCGGCUUCAUGCUAGAUGGCCGCCCCCAUGACAUCGGGCUUGGUGUGCAAGACGCCCAGCCCUUCUGGCUCGUCAGCGCCAACCUCCACCUCUGGGUCGACGCCUGGUCCGAUUCCGUCCAAGCCGGGCUGAUCGAAUACAUCUCACCGCCGAUCAAGAUGAACCGGAACGCAGAAUGGAGAGACAAGGAAGGGCAGUCGGAGAUCAACGCCGAGGGGCUCUUCCGGUUCACCGGCUGGGUGAGCUCAUCCAAGGGUAACUUGACCACCCAAGUGAGCCAAAAGAUCAAGUUCAAGGGCCAAGUAGAGGUCCAGAACCGCGGUUCCACGACGCAGAUCGAGCUCCAGAACAAGGAAAGGAUGAUGGUUGCGAUCCAAAAGGGUCAUCAGCUUCUGGGCCGGGUGCAGCUCUACGUGGAGGCGCCGCUCCAGGUGCAGACGUCGAUGGUGAGCGCGGCGGGCGGCGCGCUGUUCCAGAAGUCGAGGUUGUACCACCAGCUGACGGAGAUGGUGACGCUGAGCGAGGGGCAGGCGAUGACGACGAGCACGCUGACCGACAGGCAGGACGCGGAGGGGUCGGCGCUGAUGCACGGCGACGCGCCGGUCUGGGGGAGCGGCAGCACCAAGUCAUCCUACCGUUACAAGGACGGCAGCACUUGCUACCUCCGGAACGUGAACACGGCCGGCGGCGCGGUGAUGAUGGACACAAAGAGUGCCUCCUGUGCGGCCGUCGCCGACGCCUGA